UAGCAGGAGUGGGAGAGCUCAUGUUGAGGGCAAGUCACAACCUGUUAGAAGUAUUCUCUCCAGCUGAUCUGCUCGCACCUCAGAACAGUCAACUAUGGGGAGUCAUUUGUAGCAGGAGUGGGAGAGCUCAUGUUGAGGGCAAGUCACAACCUGUUAGAAGUAUUCUCUCCAGCUGAUCUGCUCGCACCUCAGAACAGCCCCAAGUUUGAAAUCAAACUGACAUUCGCUUGCUUUAUAAACUCUAGCGACAAGUUUCCAAAAUCUGUCGAAACAACAAGCGACGUUACGAAAGUCCUUGCUAAAUCCUCCAGAUAUGAUUUCAAGAACCCGUUUGAUUACUUUACAAUGGGUAAUAUAUUUGUAGGAUAUCAACCAAUUCCUAGUAGGUUAUGGGUGAAACCUCGAAUCCAUUUUUGGGAUAUCGCAUCAGGAAUGAAAAUACACGAUGAUGCUGUACCAAGGGUUUGUUCAUAUUGCCUCGUUAUGAAAGGGGACACAACAAAGCCACUGAUACUUGUGUAUGCUUUUAAAUCAUCUACUUUUAAGAGCAGAAGUAUUAAGUUUUCACAGAUAUACCUCUACAACAUCAAGAUUAUGAAAUACACUGGUUUCCAUGGCAAUGUCCAAGCCAAAGUUUUGUGGUGGGGGAUGUCAAAUGACAUUUUGGUUACUAGACAAGAAAGGUCUUUUAAUUUCUUCAAUACCAAAUCUGGAGAAUUUCUUUCAGGUAUAGACAUGGAUUUGAAGAUGAAUGUCUUUGAUAGUGAUUUGAGGAAUUCACAAUUCAUAUUAAAUGGACAAAUGCUUUAUGCUUCAAAGUAUUACCUCAAAUCAAUCAACAUGGAAUCGCAAGAGAAUAUUCUUUGCAUUGACUUGAAUUAUAUAAUUUACUCACUAUACAAUAUUAGAGGAAGGUUUAUGAUAGUAUCUUCUAAGUCUUCGAGUGAAGUAUGGGAAAUAGAGUCCAAAGAGAUUAUAUUCAAACUGCCUUAUCUAUUUAUCGCUGAUUUUAAAAUAAAGACUGAUGCUUGCCCUAUAAGACUUGUAGCUCAGUCUCAAAAUGAAGUCAGUGUCAUCAACUUUUGGUAAUAUAUCAAACACACACAUUUCAAAAGUAUAUAAUAUAGCUAAAAUUAUGGUGUUCUAUGGUUCUUUUUUAAUGUUGGUGAGACUGUGGCUCAAUCGGUAGUGCCAAAGACUUCUGGCCCGAAGCAGGGGUGUCGUGGGUUUGGAUCCUGGUGCCUGCCACUACUUUUUAUCAGUACAGUUCACCUUUGUACUGUACCGGCUCACCCCUUGCUUUGCUGGAUACAUUCCACGUACAUGCCACUAUGCUCAUGCAUGAACGGGCAAUAAUGAUAAGUAAAAGAAGCCACCGACCCCUUAAAAAUUAUAAAUUUGUAUCACAAUCUUGCACUUAAAUAUAAAGCAUAAAUAUGCAACCAUGCUGAAAAAAAUCUUUGUGUUUGUGGAACUAAAACAAGAUUUCAAAAAUUAAAAUCAAUCUCAGAUUUUAAAAGCACGAAAAGGUUUUGUGAUUGAUUGCUUAAGAGCACAGUUGCUUUGGAACACAUGGUAGCUGCAGUCAUAAGGAAGGAAAGUAAUUCUCUUGAUUUUGUACAGUGAUUGAUGGUUAAUGAAAGAUUUUCUGUAUAUUAGAUCAGCCAGUCUAUUAUAAAAGACCGUCCUCAGGUGAAAAAACAACUUAACUAACACAUUACAACUAACAAUACAUAAACGCCCAGCCCAACCUAAGUUGGAAUACACUACAGAGAGUAGCAGUCAAUUAUAUGCACUGUAUAGCUGUCAAGUCAUGAUACAACAUGCAAAUAAUAACCAAUCACAAAACACUAUAGUCUAUAAAAGGUGUUGGGUAAACACCUCACCUCACACAAUGGAACACUAAUCUCAAAUUUUGCAAUGACUCCAUCAAUGAGACUGCAACAGCACCCAGCAACAGCUGGGGGGGAGGACUUAAAUAUACCUUUUAAAGUAUAUUUUUACAAGCCAUAAAGUGUAUGCAUGUUGGCGUAAACAAUAUGUAGUUCAAGUCAGUCCAGUGAGUUCAGACCAAAUGUAAACUACAUAGUUGACACCGGUCCGUAGCAAAAAUCCUUACUCAACCAUAGUUGAUCUGGUCUGUGGUGAAGGAUUUUUUUAACAUGUCGGUAGCGAACUUGCUAAGGGUUAAAAUGAAGUUUACACUUUGUAACCUAGAGUAAGAGGUGAGGGAUUAAAGAACUAUACUCAACAUAAAUUGGAUCUAAAUUAUUAUCAACAGUUAUGAUUAAAUUGUAAUGUAAUUGUUAUUAUGUAAAAGGUGUAUUUUUAUUUUAAUGUUUUACAAUCCCAAAACACAGAACAAAACAUAACAAGUUUGUUUUGCAAUGAAAAGUUUUAAAAUGACAUUAAUUAGUUAGAUUUAGAAUAAUUGUUCUGCUUUAGCCAAAAUAGUUUUGUAGUGGCAGUCAGUAUUUUUAAGUUCGUCUUUUUUCGUUUAAGUUAUACUAAAUCGUUUGUAUGAAAAUAUUUAUGUAGAUGUUGUAAUAUUUCAUGCCAUUUCAUUCAUUAUUUAGUAUUAAGUUUCUUAAAAUGUUAACUUUUGUUCAUACACCUUUGUUAAUAAUCACUCCUCAGAAAGGCUGGCCUAAUAUUCAUUUCCCUAAUUUAUAUAAUUUCAUUAAUCUGUUUAAUUAAUCAUUAAUAAUAUUCAUUCCAUAGCCUAUAUAUAUUUUUUUUUACAAAGCCCACAACUUAGUUAUUUAUUAAAUAUGUAAGAGAAUUGCAAUACAUCAAAAUUUUUUAUAAUAUCAUUUCAAAAUUAGUCCUUAAGGAAUCAAAAUUUAAGAAGCAGUGAAAGUGAUCCAUGUGUUCAACAAUGAAUUAUGUGAACAUUGAAAUUGGAAGAGACGGAAGCCAUUGGAGAAGUUGAAACUGUUAGUUAGAAGAAGGAGUCCAAAUUUUAUCUAAAUCAAAUUCAUUAAUAUUAUCAAGAAGACCAGUUUAUAUCAAGUUAUAUCACAGAGCCUCAACUCAAGAGGACUCAACUCCAUCAUUGUUAUCUUCAAAAUUAAGUAUAAACUUUUCUUUUUAAACUUUUUUUAAAUUCAGUGCUAAUUGGACUUACCUUUUGGACAACAUCAAAAUUAGAUUUUUUUCAUUGUUGGGAUUUGUAAGUUAACACCUUAAUUAGGCCUAUUUGGACACUAUUAAAUUUUUUAAUUCUUAGCAUUCAAGCCAGCACGACACCCUACCCUGAGAUAUAUCACAUCUAAAUUAUUUGAACCUUUAUUAUUCAAACUUAUCUUUUAUUUCAUUUUAAUUUCAACACCACACACCAUUGUCAGUCCUUUCAUUGUAACGUCAAGCCUUUUCUCAUUGCAUGUUAAUUAAUCAUUUGUUUAAAUAAAACACCUUUUGUAAUUCAUAUAUCUUUGUUAACUUAUUAACUUUAAACAUUUAUAGAAUAGGCCUAGCCUAAAAUGAAUAUUGUAAGGUGAGUUUACAAUGUACCUAUUUGUAUAUUUUACUUACAACCAUUACAAUUAUCGUUUAUUAAAUUAUCAGUAUCAUGUUAUCUUAAUUAAGUUAUUUUUAUUUUGUAGAGUUUAAACAAAGAAAGAAGAAGUUAAUGAUCAUUAAUAUCCAAGCCUUUCCUUUAAUUAAAUAGUUUAUUAAGAAAAGACAAAACAAAAAUUUUUAAUAUAAUUUCCUGAUUCCCUUAGUAUCUAUCUAUGUUUUAAACCUAAUUAUAAAUAUUCAAAACUAUAUCUUUAUAAAUAACACCGGCAUGCUGCCGGUCAAUCAAUUCAAAUGAUGGUAUGUGUUUUGUAAAAUUUAACAUUGCUAUUGUGGGACUAAAAUCCAAUAUGGUGAUGAAGACUCUUAAGUUUUAAUUUAUCCAUCUUUCUCUUCAAAUUUUUUGUUUUAUUUUAUUCUUUUUAAGAGGUUGCUCUUUUAACCUUGCAUUUGCCCGUCCACAUAGACUACAGAUCUGUGCGUGGAACGUAUACUUCAAAGCAAGGGGUGAGCCGGUACAGUAUGAAGGUGAACUGUACUGAAAACACACACACAUACAACCACAUUCCUUAGUAAACAAGAGGAUACAAAUAAAAACAGCUGUCCAGAGACAUGCUUUAGCAACAGAAUUUUGUUGUGACAAAUUAAUAAUACCAUAGAUAACACUUACUCCCUUAGUAGACUUCCCAUCCUUAUGGAACAGCUGAAGCCAAUGUUACUGUUAGUUCUGUCCGGUGUACUGUAAGAGUCGUGUUUUGUUUACAAUUUGUUUCUUGCUAUUUCAGUAAAAUUUAUACAACCUCAUUUAACCAAAUACAACUAUCUAAUCAUAAACAAUAACUUGUCCACUAGCUAUAUAACCAAACUGUGAGGCACAAAUCAUGAGAAACUAACCCUAAAAUAAUAUAAACAAAUUGUAAACAAAACACGACAUCUACAGUACACCGGACAGAACUAACAAUAAAAUUGGCUUCAGCUGCUCCAUAAGGAUGGGAAAUCUACUAAGGAGUAUGUUUUAUCUAUGAUAAUACUAAAGGUCGUUCAGUGGUCGAAAACUCAACCAAAAAUAUGUAAUGUACAGACGUCUCUAUUUUCACUGCAUGCUGUAAAUAAAACUUGUGAUUGGAA
Messenger RNA from Macrosteles quadrilineatus (aster leafhopper), 4647 nucleotides. RefSeq lists its product as uncharacterized. The transcript is spliced from 2 exons. Lineage: Eukaryota; Metazoa; Arthropoda; Insecta; Hemiptera; Cicadellidae. The record is from RefSeq and is a predicted model, not a curated record. The coding region runs from base 130 to 1089 and encodes 319 amino acids.